Molecule: messenger RNA, 2591 nt
Organism: Rhagoletis pomonella (apple maggot)
Lineage: Eukaryota; Metazoa; Arthropoda; Insecta; Diptera; Tephritidae
Gene: lig
Product: protein lingerer
Cellular component (GO): cytoplasm; nucleus
Molecular function (GO): protein binding
Source: RefSeq, a predicted model, not a curated record
CAGACGUCAAAUAAAAAAACAGAUGUCUCUAAGACAGAAAAAGAAAAGUCUCACCCAAAGCCAACUGCUGAACAAUUGCGCAUUGCCCAGAUCACCAAUAGUAAUACAUCAGAGGAUCCGCAAAUGCGCGAAAAAGUCGCCACACUCAUAGAGAUGACUCAGCGUUCCGAAGAGGAAGUCUGUUGUGCAUUAUACGAGUGCGAUAACGAUUUAGAGCGUGCUGUUGUAUAUCUUUUAGAGACACUUCCAGUGGGAGCAUUUGAGACAUCUUCAAAGAAGAAAAAGAAUAAAGCUGCAAGUGCCGGGCAGGAGAAUGCUGGUGGCGAUGGAGAAUGGAUUGAUAGCAAUGCCAAUACGGACAGACGCGAAAAGUCACGUAACCGGAGCAGCAAUCGCGGUGGUCGCGGUGGUACCGACAGCCGUGGCUGGCGCGGCAGAGAGGCUCGCGAGAACGAGCGCAAUUUACGUGAUUCACGCGGAGGGGAUGAUCGCAAUGACAAUUAUCGGCGCAGAGAAGGUGGCGGAGGUGGUGGUGGUAGUCGCAGUGGCGGUGGUCGUGGUGGUGGUUAUGCCGGCCGCGGUGGUCGGGGCGGCGGUCGAUUCGGUGGAGGUGGCCGUGGCACUGGCGGUCGUGGCGAGCGUGGAUACAAUUCCCGCUCUGGCGCAAAUGAAGAUCACCAAGAGGUAGAGCUUUGGGACAAUACUAUAGCUCAGAAUGCCGAGAAACAGCAGCAACAAUUGCAAGAUGAUGCCUGGGGCGAUUGGGAUAAUGAAGAGUAUGUAGGUUCACUAAAAGAUAGCAAAGUAUUCACGACGAGCAAUUUGCCAAACCAGACGGCGGCAAGUGUGGUUAGCGGUGGUGUUAGUGGUGUGAGUAGUGUAGUAAAUAGCGGUACAAGUGAGUUAUCAGCGCCCCCCGGGCUAGAGCACCAUUUGAGCACUUCGGGGCUAGUAGGCAAUGCAACGUCCCCACAACAGCAACAGCAAGGAUCUCAUUUGAAUACGCUCGUUGGCAGUUCGGUUGGGGUGACGGGCGGCAGUGUGCCUGGAGUUGUUAGCGGCAGCAGCAGUGGUCUAAUUGAAGAUAACUCAACUGUCAGUUCAACAGUUGUGCAGUCUGCGUCAGUGUCUACAACACCUAUGAUGCAAUAUAGUGCAGCUGUAACCAGUUCACAGCUGCCACAAUCGCAGCCGCUGACACCACAGCAGCAGCAACAACAACAACAACCGUCGGUUCUGUCGACGCCUCUUAGUACUGCGCCAUACGGCAACGCUGCAGAUACAUUUUCAAAUGCUGCUACGGCGGCCGCAAACUUGGUGCAGCAAGUGCAGCAACAACAGCAGCAGCCGCAAUCACAAAUCAAAGCUUCUGCUACACUCUCUGCCGAGCAAUCUCAGUAUUUCAAUUCUUUGACAUCGCAAAACGCCGCUGCAGCGGCAGCGCAGCAACCAUUACAGCAGCAGCAGCAGCUGGCAACGACGUAUGCACAAAAUGCUGCCGCUGUGCAAUAUCCAACUUCAUAUGCAAAUGUAUUUGGUUCAGCAGCAGCGGUCACCACGGCAGCCACCGCUGGACUCGGCGUAGCCGGCGCUGAUCAAUCACAGCUCUCGAGUGGGGUGCAACAGCCGCAAGUGCGAAGAGCACGUGCUAAAUUGCCACCACCUUCGAAGAUUCCAUCGACAGCUGUGGAAAUGCCAGGUGACACAUUGAAUAAUAUUGGCUACUUGGAUGUGCAAUUUGGAGGCCUUGACUUCGGCACCGAAGAUACUUUCGAAGCAUUGCCCGAGAAGUUUGGAGCGUCAGUGACAAUGGAUGGUCAACAACAGCAGCCGCAACAAACACAGUCCCAACAGUUGGUACAAUCACAGCAGGAUGUUACAACUGAUUAUCAGAGCAAGUCAACUGUGCAACAACAACAAAGUUCACUAACGGCAGGCCUGCAAAGUGCACAACUUGGUGAUGCAUUGUCAAGUGGCUAUUCACAACGUGGUGCAGGAGCUGUACAACAGCAACAGCAAGUUGUGAGCGGGGGAAGUGGUGUUGCUGUGGGCGUGGGUGUUGGUGGUGGUGCCUCAUCGGUCGGUGGUACCUCUAAUCACACAUUAGAUUUGUCUAAGAGCGAUCCGUAUGGUCAGUCGCAGAGUGCAACGAACUCUGCUGGUGGAUAUCAAACGAGCGCUUAUCAAACCAGCGUUUCGGUUGCCAACAAGACUGCAAAUGCCUACCAGCCAUCUGCUGGCGGACAAGUGUAUAACAGUAGUAGUUAUGCUAACGUACAGUCUUCUGUUGCUAAUACAUACCAACCGCAGUCCUACGGAGCGUAUCAACAGAAUUCUAUGAAUUCAUAUCAGCAACAGGCGGCAGUCCAGACAGCAUCGAACUCUGUAACAGGGGGCGCUGUAAAUGUUGGAGGUAGCAGCAGUGGCAAUACGACACAAAACAUUCCCGUAGUUGGUGGCAGCGGUGGUAAUAGCAAUGCAAAUAGCAAUACAAAUACUGGAUAUUUGUCCUCCGGAUACGCAACACAGCAAGGUGCAUACCAGUCCAGCCAAAGUGUGUACGGUGGAACUGGUCUCUCGAAUAGCACAGG